UAAACAUCGCCAUCGCCAACACAUGAUGGAGGCACCUCCUCCAUACCCAGAGCUUAGAAUCCUCCAGCAAAGUGAAAAUCCGAGCCCGUUCCAUCCAAUCCCAGAUGCGGACCUAACUACCUACACUCAUCCGCAUACAUUGCUGGCAGUCCGAUCACCGUCUUCAACCGUGCUUCAUUACUGGUCACCUCGAUCCCCAUCCACCGCUUCCAUCGCACCUUUAGACAGUAAUAUACAUACCAUGAUACCCAUCAAUCUCGAACCAAGCAGCAUCCAGUUGAUCCGAGGCUUUCACGAUCUCGGCACCUUCACACUACCUACCACAGAUAAUAAUAAUGACACAACAGCAAUAUCGCAGUUCUUUUCAUCGUUGGUCGGUAAUAUCACUCAUGACGUUGAGCCUUCCUCGGAAAUCAUUACCCGCCUCUCCGCCGCACCGCGUCAUCCGCCCACUGACAGUGGCCUCUCCAUCCAAGUCUUCGCAAUCCCCGUCCAGAGUAAUACAAUAGGUGACCUUUUUGGUAACGGCGUGCACAAGCUUGUAUGGAAGUGGGCGAAGCCCGACAGCUACUACGAGCCGAAGACGGGCUUCUGGGAAGUCGAGAUGGAUCGAGCGGUCGAGGACGGCGAAUGGCGUGCAGGUCGAAACUUGCAAUUACUUGUGCGAGGCGUUUCUUCCAAAGAAUUCGAAGCGCUGAAGAAACAUAGGGUAACGAGGUUGGCUUAACAGAAGUCGAUCCAUGAAAUUUCCCCCAAAAAUAAUCGAUUGAGGCUAUCUACCUGGCAUUUAGGGUCUUGAUCUGCAGGCAACAAUAAGUUACAUAAGAGUACCUAGGUAGCAGAUGUAUCCACUUUA
Molecule: messenger RNA, 856 nt
Organism: Annulohypoxylon maeteangense
Lineage: Eukaryota; Fungi; Ascomycota; Sordariomycetes; Xylariales; Hypoxylaceae
Exons: 3
Coding region: 23-727 (234 amino acids)
Source: RefSeq, a predicted model, not a curated record